CGGUUGCUCAGACUUGCUCUGGCCUCCGCGCCCGCGCCCAGCGACGUGCGGGCUACUUGGCCCGCGCCCCGCCUGCGCCCCGAGUCCCUCGCCGCCGCCGCUGCAGCCGCCGCCCGCCGCGCGCCCCAGGCAGCGCCGGCCCCAUGCCCGCCGGCCGCCCGGGCCCCGCCGCCCAAUCCGCGCGGCGGCCGCCGCCCCUGCUGCCCCUACUGCUGCUCUGCGUCCUCGGGGCGCCGCAAGCGGGAUCAGGAGCCGACACGGCUGUGAUCAGUCCCCAGGACCCCACGCUCCUCAUCGGAUCCUCCCUGCAGGCCACGUGCUCAGUGCACGGGGACCCACCAGGGGCCACCGCCGAGGGCCUCUACUGGACCCUCAACGGGCACCGCCUGCCCCCUGAGCUGUCCCGAAUGCUCAACGCCUCCACUCUAGCCCUUGCCCUGGCCAACCUCAACGGAUCCAGGCAGCAGUCGGGGGACAACCUCGUGUGCCACGCCCGUGACGGCAGCAUCCUAGCCGGCUCCUGCCUCUAUGUUGGCCUGCCCCCAGAGAAACCCUUCAACAUCAGCUGCUGGUCCAAGAACAUGAAGGACCUGACAUGCCGCUGGACGCCGGGGGCCCACGGGGAAACCUUCCUCCACACCAACUACUCCCUCAAGUACAAGCUGAGGUGGUAUGGGCAGGACAACACAUGUGAGGAAUACCACACGGUGGGACCUCACUCUUGCCACAUCCCCAAGGACCUGGCUCUCUUCACACCCUAUGAGAUCUGGGUGGAGGCCACCAACCGGCUGGGCUCGGCCCGCUCUGAUGUGCUGACACUGGACAUCCUGGAUGUGGUGACCACCGACCCCCCGCCAGAAGUGCACGUGAGCCGCGUAGGGGGCCUGGAGGACCAGCUGAGCGUGCGCUGGGUUUCCCCGCCUGCCCUCAAGGACUUCCUCUUCCAAGCCAAGUACCAGAUCCGCUACCGAGUGGAGGACAGCGUGGAUUGGAAGGUGGUGGACGAUGUGAGCAACCAGACCUCCUGCCGCCUGGCGGGCCUUAAGCCAGGCACCGUCUACUUCGUGCAAGUGCGCUGCAACCCCUUUGGCAUCUAUGGCUCCAAGAAGGCAGGGAUCUGGAGCGAAUGGAGCCACCCCACGGCUGCCUCCACCCCCCGAAGUGAGCGCCCGGGCCCGGGCGGCGGGGCGUGCGAGCCGCGGGGCGGCGAGCCGAGCUCGGGGCCGGUGCGGCGCGAGCUCAAGCAGUUUCUGGGCUGGCUCAAGAAGCACGCCUACUGCUCGAACCUCAGCUUCCGCCUCUAUGACCAGUGGCGAGCCUGGAUGCAGAAGUCACAUAAGACCCGCAACCAGCACAGGACGAGGGGAUCCUGUCCUCGGGCAGACGGGGCGCGGCGAGAGGUCCUGCCAGAUAAGCUCUAGAGGCUGGAGCUGCCCUCCCUGCUGCAUGGAGACCCAGGGGCCACCCCCAGACUGGGGGCCACCUCUGUACCCUCACCUCAGGGUGCCCCAGCCCUCUCGGCAGCAGCUGGGGCGAGCACUCUGAGCUCCGAGGGCCACAACAGCUCUGGCCUCCACGUGAGGUGCACCCCAGUGGGAGGAGUGUGUGUGAAGGGGGCUGAGCUUCCCAAAACGCCUGCCAGGGCUGGGGGUGAAGAAGGGUCAUUACUCCCCCUACCCAGGACCACUCCAAAGAGUCUUUUUAAAUAAACAAACUACUUAGGUGCC
Messenger RNA from Balaenoptera acutorostrata (minke whale), 1727 nucleotides. RefSeq names its product cytokine receptor like factor 1 (gene CRLF1). Gene Ontology annotation, biological process: cytokine-mediated signaling pathway. The record is from RefSeq and is a predicted model, not a curated record. Gene Ontology annotation, molecular function: protein binding; cytokine receptor activity. NCBI's taxonomy places the organism in Eukaryota, Metazoa, Chordata, Mammalia, Artiodactyla, Balaenopteridae. The coding region runs from base 144 to 1421 and encodes 425 amino acids. The transcript is spliced from 9 exons. Gene Ontology annotation, cellular component: external side of plasma membrane.